Molecule: messenger RNA, 2410 nt
Organism: Ostrea edulis (European flat oyster)
Lineage: Eukaryota; Metazoa; Mollusca; Bivalvia; Ostreida; Ostreidae
Exons: 3
Coding region: 195-521 (108 amino acids)
Source: RefSeq, a predicted model, not a curated record
GUCAAGACGCCCGCACUGUUAAAGAACAUACGAUUUCAAUAUCUUUUCAUGUGCAAGUUCCAUGAAAUAGCUCUGAGAGGCCUGGCAACACUGUUUUAUACGUAUUAAAUGUUGUACGGCCGUGUCUCUCGGCAUAAGGUUGAAAGUUAUAGUGACAACAAUUUAAAAUUUUGAUUAGUCCGGUUUUAUUUGAGAUGAUUAAAGCAAUGUUUCCGACAUUUCAUAAAGCAUCAACUAGUCGAGAACAGCUGAAGAAGUUGAGAGAACAAAAGGCAGCCUACGAGAAUCGAUCUGCAGCGACUGGGGAAGAACCCGACCUGAAACCUGCGGAAGAUGAGCAGAGUGAGAGCAGGAUGUUUGCCGCUGUGGAUGAACGAAUGGAAAAACAGGAAGAACAAAUGGAGGAGAUAGAACUACCAGCUGUAAUCCAUGCGAAAUCGCCCUCACCCUUGCCAGAGGAUAUAGGAAACCCUGUAGGAUGCGUGAAAAGGACACUAGGAAUCAUAGACUCCUUGUCGUGAUACCAAUUCUGUGCUGUUUAUAAGAUCACGUGAACACUAUUCUCAAUGACCAUUAGUGGCAGUCAAAACCGCGUUUUCAUUUUUAAAAGUCUGCAUAUUUUAGCUCACCUGAGCUGAAAGCUCAAGUGAUCUUUUCUGAUCGCCUUUUGUCCAUCUGUCUGUUUCGACUUCUUCUCCAGAACCACUGGGCCAAUUUCAACCAAAUUUGUCAAAAAGCAUCCUUGGGUGAAGGGCUUUCAAGUUUAUUCAAAUGAAGGGCCAUGCCCCUUCAAAGGGGAGAUAAUCACAAAAAUAGGGUGGAGUCAUUUAAAUUUUUUCUCAAGAACCACCGGGCCAGAAGAGCUGACAUUUACAUGAAAGCUUCCUGACAUAGUGGAGAUUCAAGUUGGUUAAAAUCAUGACUCCUGGAGGUAGGUAGGGGCCACAAUAGGGGAUCAAAGGUUUUCGUUCAAAUAUAUAGAGAAUUUUUUUUUAAUAUCUUCUUCUCAAGAACCACUGGGCCACAAGAGCUACUUGAAAGGUCCCUGACAUAGUGCGGAUUCAAGUUUGCUAAAAUUAUGACCCACCGGGGUAGGAUGGGGCCACAACAGGAGAUCAAAGUUUUACAUACAAAUAUAUAGGAAAAAUCUUUUAAAAUCUUCUUCUGAAGAACCACUGGGCUAUGAAAGUACAAAUUUACAUGGAAGCUCCCUGACAUAGUGCAGAUUCGAGUUUGUUAAAAUCAUGGCCCCCGUGGGUAGGAUGGGGCCACAAUAGGGGAUCAAAGUUUUACAUACAAAUACAUAGGGAAAAUCAUUAAAAAUCUUCUGAAGAAUCACUGGGUCUGAAAAGUUUACAUUUAAAUGAAAGCUUCCUGGUAUAGUGCAGAUUCAAGUUUGCUCAAAUCAUGCCCCCGGGAGUAGGGUGGGACCACAAUAGCGGAUCAAAGUUUUACAUGCAAAUAUAUAGAGAAAAUCUUUAAAAAUCUUCUUCUCAAGAACCAAUGGGCCAUAGAUGUUUGCAUUUACAUGAAAGCUUCCUGACAUAGUGCAGAUUCAAGUUUGUAAAAAUCAUGGCCCCUGGGGUAGGUUGGGGCCACAAUAGGGACUAAAGUUUUCCAUGCGAACAUGUAGGAAAAAUCUUUAAAUAUGGGCCAAGGUGACUCGAGUGAGCGAUGUGGCCCAUGGGCCUCUUCUUUAUCUGUCUAUCCUGCCUACAAAGAUUCGAUGGUCCAAUUUUUUUUUUUUUUUUUUGGUACUGCGUCAUCCCAGGACACUUUAGCAAACUUCCACAUUAAAUGUGAGAAGGGAAAUUAGAUUUUUUUUUUUUUUUUUGUCGCUGAAUACCUCGCUCUGCAUCCUGAAGACUUUGUGUACGGAUGGACUGCUGACACGAUGCAGCACAUAACAGGAGGUUGAUGUAUAGCAUAAAUUGAUACAAUUGUGUAUAACAUAACUUUUCUUCAUUUUAUUUACAUUCAAUAUGAUUAUUUCUUGAGUUAAUUAUUGCACUGUUUGCAAAAUAUUAACCGAAAUUAAUCUUUUCCCAUCCAUGCACCCAAUUUUAUUUUUUAAUUCACUUUUACAUACACACAGUAAAUACAAAUGACAACUGCCGGAGAGAAAGUUUCAUCGAUCCGCCCAGUUCAUACAGACUCGGAUAUCGAUCAACAACCGCCCUACUUCACAAUCGGACUCGGACAAGAACCGCCCUAUUUCACAUUCGGACAUCGAUCAAGAACCGCCCUACUUCACAAACGGACUCGGACAAGAACCGCUCUACUCUCGGACAAGAACUGCCCUACUCUCGGACAAGAACCACCCUACUUCACAUUCGUACAAGAAUCCCCCUAUUCAUGUGAAGAAUGUAUUUUGUGUUGUACUUUUUAGUAAAUUACUCUGGAUAAAAGA